Molecule: messenger RNA, 1428 nt
Organism: Orussus abietinus
Lineage: Eukaryota; Metazoa; Arthropoda; Insecta; Hymenoptera; Orussidae
Gene: GstS4
Product: glutathione S-transferase
Exons: 4
Coding region: 222-836 (204 amino acids)
Biological process (GO): glutathione metabolic process
Molecular function (GO): glutathione transferase activity
Source: RefSeq, a predicted model, not a curated record
GCGUCAGUGCGCGCGUCGGUCCCGGUGCUUUCUACUUCGGCGUGAGUCGAAGCUAGCCUGACCUUCCCGCUCGGGCCUAAUAAACGAUUCGCAGUUGCAGAAACGAGCAAGACGAGCCGCGCGUGCGCCCGGUGUUUCUGCUCGACCGAGUCGCGCGGUCACGCGAUUGGCGCAUCCUUGCAUCGUAUCCACUAUCCGAGCGCAUCCCCCGCGAAGCCGCAAUGACGAGGUACCGGCUUCUGUACUUCGACAUUAUGGGGCUGGGCGAGCCAAUUAGGUUCCUCCUGAGCUACGGCGACUUCGACUUCGAGGAUGUGCGUCUAGAUCGUGGAGAGGCGUGGGCGAAGAUCAAAUCAUCAAUGCCCUUCGGCCAAGUACCGGUCCUCGAAAUAGAUGGGAAAAAGUACUCUCAGACAUUGCCGAUUUGCCGAUACCUCGCCAAGAAACUCGACUUAUUAGGAGAUACCGAUCUGGAUGUUCUACAGGUUGAUUCCGCAGCAGAAGCUAUUCACGAACUGAGAAAACAAAUAGCUCUCUUCUUCCGCGAGGACGACCCGGUGCAAAAAGCGAAGAAAAAGGCCGAAACCGUGAAAAACACCGCGCCAUUUUACCUUAAUCGUUUCGAGGAUCUUGUCAAGAGCAACGAUGGCUACUUUCACGGUGGAAAACUGAGUUAUGCGGACAUAUAUUUCGUCGCCAUAUUGGAUUUCUACAACUACUGCUUGGAGUUCGAUGUCACGAAGGAUCGUCCUCAUUUGAGAACAUUGAAGGAAAAAGUCCAAUCGAUUCCGAAAAUUAAAGAGUGGCUAAACAACAGACCGAAACGGAACUUUUAGUUUCGGCGUGCUCGUUUGAAAGUGUUCUACUUUUUUCUGAUGGAAAUAUUCUUUCAAAUGUUUAAUAGGUCUAUCAACUGACGCUUUCCGCUGACGACCUCCUUCUGCAGUUUCACUAGAUUAAUAGGUCACCAGUCUUCUUUUUUAGGUGAUAAAAAAUCACAGGACAUUCCAAUGGACGAUAACUGCUUCGGAUAUUUAUGUGAUUUUAUCAAAUACUACUUUCAAUUCGACGUCACGGAUGAAUAUUUGCACAUAAAGAUAUGCAAAAAGAAGGUCCCGAUGGUCUUAUAAUUGGAGCGUGCACGCUGUUUUCUGAGCCCCCUAUCUUCUUGAUACGGUAUGAAGCAAAAAAAACUUAGUAAAUCUAUAUGUGAUGUUGCUUAUUUCCAUAAUGGCGAUAGUGAAAAAAUGGGCCGCUCACUUAAUAUAACGCAGUGUCGAGUGACGAAGAAACGCAUUGACAUAUUUUAAAAGUCGCAUAUCUCCUUGUUGAUUUAUUUCAUCUCCGUGCACAUAAUUAUAAGAUAGUCCGACGUGUAUCAGGUAAUACAUUAGUACAUUGCAUUAAAUGGAUCCAAAGUCUUCAUUA